AUAUAUAUAUAUUAAUAUAUAACGUGUCGAUAGCGUUACAACCGAAACAACUACCAAAAAAAAAAAAAAUCUUCAACGGAUCCAUUGGUCAAUCAACUGAUGUCAUCGACAACUAAGACAACAACAACAACACCGACGACGACAACAACGAUGUCAUGGUUUACGUGUCUGACAUGUCGGGUUAGUCUGGCCACUGGCGACGAUCAGCGCCGGCACUAUAAAAGCGAUUGGCAUUCGUAUAAUUUGCGGCGAAAGUUGGCCCAAUUGCCAGUGGUUACCAGCGAACAGUUUGACCGCAUCGAAGAAGUUCACCGAAAUCGCGGCGACGGCAGCAGUGGUGGUGGUGGUGGUGGCGGCGGUGCCGCCGAUGACAACGAAUCGACGGCCAAACGAUCGGCGUCGUCGUCGUCACAGCUGUAUUGCCAGUGUUGUGGCAAACAGUUUAGUACCGAUAAAGCGUUUGGCCAACACUUGAAUAGCAAAAAACAUUUACAACAACAACAACAACAACAAUCAUCGGUAAAUCACAACAACAAUAACAAGCAAUCGGCGAUUAUUAGUCUACCCGAUGAUGAUAGUGACAAAAAAGCCGAUGAUUUAAUUGCGGCGGCGGCUGCGGUGACGGCCAUGAGUACCACGAAAGCCAUGGAUCAAACAGUAGUGACGGCCAACAAACACAUAGAUGAUGUUGUCGUCGAUGAUGAUGAUGAUGACGACGAGGACUGGGAAAGUGUCGACAGCGGCGAUGAUGAUGACGAUGACGACCAAACAGAUGGUCAACCGAUUAGGCCGAAUGAAUGCCUGUUUUGCCAACACUCUAGUCUGACCAUCGAAGACAAUAUGUCCCAUAUGUCGUUCAGUCAUUCGUUUUUCAUACCAGACAUUGAGUUUGUCCGCGAUUUGGUUCCGUUUAUCGAAUAUCUGGGCGAAAAAGUCGGUUACGGACACUAUUGUCUCUGGUGUUGCGAUUCGGGUAAGCGUUUUCGAUCGGUACGAUCGGCUCAACAGCAUAUGCAAGACAGAGGACACACCAAACUAAAUCAUUCGACCCGUUAUUUACCCGAAUAUUCCCAGUUCUAUGACUAUACGAAAAGUUAUCCCGAUUAUGAUGGCAGUAAACAACUGGUGACCAUUGAUGAUGAUGACGAUGAAGUAGUUAUACCGCAUAUCGACGACAGUGACUGGCAAUUGGCACUACCGUCCGGUGCUGUUAUUGGCCAUCGAUCGUUGUUUCGCUAUUAUCGGCAAAAUUUGAAACCCAUAACCGAUACGCCGGCAAACAAGUCGUCGUCGUCGGCAGCUAUUCUCGACAAAGUUAUGACCAAAUAUCGGGCACUCGGCUGGACUGGUAGUACGGGUGAGGCCAGCAUACAGAGGGCCAGAGAUGUCCAGUUUGUUCAGCGAAUACAGCGAAGACAUGCCCUAAAAAUGGGCCAAAAGAACAAUAAGAUUCUUCAGAAACACUUUAGAAAUCAAAUUUUAUUUUAAAAAUUUCAGAUUUUGUUUGUUUUGUUGUUCAUAUUUUUAACGGUAAACUAAUAACCGAUAUAUAUAUAUAUAUAUACAGUA
Messenger RNA from Oppia nitens, 1569 nucleotides. Its product is annotated as cytoplasmic 60S subunit biogenesis factor ZNF622-like. Gene Ontology annotation, molecular function: nucleic acid binding; zinc ion binding. Lineage: Eukaryota; Metazoa; Arthropoda; Arachnida; Sarcoptiformes; Oppiidae. Gene Ontology annotation, biological process: ribosomal large subunit biogenesis. Gene Ontology annotation, cellular component: preribosome, large subunit precursor. The coding region runs from base 100 to 1488 and encodes 462 amino acids. The transcript has a single exon. The record is from RefSeq and is a predicted model, not a curated record.